GAUAUUUUAAUAUUUGACAGCGGCUACUUUUCUUCGCUAAUUUGACAGAUAGUCUAUUCUCUUUUUCGGCGAGCGUCGUUGGUGUAAGCUCGCCAUCAUGGUGAACAACCGCGUACCUUCAGUCUUUUCGAAGACGUAUGUCACGCCGCGUCGUCCUUUCGAGAAGGCGCGUCUCGACCAGGAAUUGAAGAUCAUCGGUGAAUAUGGUCUCCGUAACAAGCGCGAAGUGUGGAGAGUCAAGUACACGCUCGCUCGCAUCCGUAAGGCUGCUCGUGAGCUCCUAACUUUGGAAGAGAAGGACCCUAAACGUCUUUUCGAAGGCAAUGCCCUUCUCCGUCGUCUGGUGAGGAUCGGAGUGUUGGAUGAGAAGCAGAUGAAGCUCGAUUAUGUGCUUGGUCUCAAGAUUGAGGAUUUCUUGGAGCGCAGGCUUCAGACCCAGGUCUUCAAGGCUGGUCUUGCUAAGUCUAUCCAUCACGCCCGCAUCUUGAUCAGACAGAGGCACAUUCGUGUCCGCAAGCAAGUGGUGAACAUCCCGUCCUUCAUUGUCCGCUUGGACUCUGGCAAGCACAUCGACUUCUCUCUGAAGUCGCCCUUCGGCGGUGGCCGCGCCGGUCGCGUCAAGAGGAAGAACUUGCGCAAGGGACAGGGCGGUGGCGCCGCUAACGAUGAGGAGGAGGACUAGGCAAUAAAGAUUUUUAUUAACUA
Messenger RNA from Melitaea cinxia (Glanville fritillary), 705 nucleotides. RefSeq names its product 40S ribosomal protein S9 (gene RpS9). The record is from RefSeq and is a predicted model, not a curated record. Gene Ontology annotation, cellular component: cytosolic small ribosomal subunit. Gene Ontology annotation, biological process: translation; positive regulation of translational fidelity. Lineage: Eukaryota; Metazoa; Arthropoda; Insecta; Lepidoptera; Nymphalidae. The transcript has 4 exons. The coding region runs from base 98 to 682 and encodes 194 amino acids. Gene Ontology annotation, molecular function: structural constituent of ribosome; rRNA binding.